Molecule: messenger RNA, 2831 nt
Organism: Myotis davidii
Lineage: Eukaryota; Metazoa; Chordata; Mammalia; Chiroptera; Vespertilionidae
Gene: CD36
Product: CD36 molecule
Exons: 15
Coding region: 462-1880 (472 amino acids)
Biological process (GO): amyloid-beta clearance by cellular catabolic process; long-chain fatty acid import into cell; low-density lipoprotein particle clearance
Cellular component (GO): cytoplasm; cell surface; caveola
Molecular function (GO): low-density lipoprotein particle binding; scavenger receptor activity; low-density lipoprotein particle receptor activity
Source: RefSeq, a predicted model, not a curated record
CUUUCCAGACCACAAAAAUAGACCGUUAAGAGCCAUACCAGUUGUGUGAUGUGUGUGGGGUUUUUUCUUUUUUUUUUUCUUUUUUUUUUAAAUUCCUCUGGCAACAAACCACUCACUGGGAUUUGACGGGCGUUGUGGUCCUUUUUUUUUUUUUUAAGCAUAUUUAAACUCACACUUUGUAAUGAGGAUUUCAGUGCAGGGUUUUUUCUGCAGAAUACCAUUUGAUCCUACUAAGAAUUGUCUGUUCAAAUGUUGGAGCACUUGAUUGAAAAAUCCUUCUUAGCUUUUUUAAAGAUAGCUGACAAUGACUAGAAGAAUUGAUUCUUUCUGAGACACAUCAAAUCACUUUCCAUAAAACCCAUAUCUUGCUGUUCACUUGUGAAUAAGAACCAGAGUUCUUGGAACCCGGGAGUUUGAAAGGAGCAGGUGCCGAACCUUUACUUUUUCCCUGAACAAGAAAAAUGGGCUGCGAUCGGAACUGUGGGCUCAUUACUGGCGCUGUCAUUGGCGCAGUGCUGGCUGUGUUUGGCGGUAUUCUAAUGCCAGUCGGAGACUUACUUAUUAAGAAGACAAUUAAAAAGGAAGUUGUCCUUGAAGAAGGUACAACUGCUUUUAAAAACUGGGUUACAACGGGCACAGAAGUUUACAGACAGUUUUGGAUCUUUGAUGUGCAGAAUCCAGAGGAAGUGAUGGUUAACAGCACCAAUGUCAAGGUUAAGCAAGUGGGUCCUUAUACAUACAGAGUUCGUUAUCUCUCCAAGGAAAACAUAACCCAUGACCCUCUGAGCAACACAGUCUCUUUUGUACAGCCCAAUGGUGCCAUCUUUGAACCUUCCCUGUCAGUUGGGUCAGAGAAUGACACUUUCACUGUCCUCAAUCUGGCUGUCGCUGCUGCAGCCCAUCUCUAUCCAAAUCCAUUUGUUCAAUCGGUACUCAACUCAUUUAUCAAAAAGUCAAAGUCAUCUCUGUUUCAAAGGAGAAGUGUGAGAGAACUAUUGUGGGGCUAUAAGGAUCCGUUCUUGACUUUGGUACCAUAUCCAAUUUCUAGAACAGUUGGUGUGUUUUAUCCCUACAACAAUACUGCAGAUGGUGUUUAUGAAGUUUUCAAUGGAAAAGACAAUGUAAACAAAGUUGCCAUAAUUGACACUUACAAAGGUAAAAGGACUCUCGGCUAUUGGCCAAGUUAUUGUGACAUGGUCAAUGGUACAGAUGCAGCCACAUUUCCUCCUUUUGUUGAGAAGACCCGGGUACUGCAAUUCUUCUCCUCUGACAUUUGCAGGUCCAUCUAUGCUGUGUUUGGAGCCGAACUUGAUCUGAAAGGAAUUUCUGUGUUUAGAUUUAUUCUUCCACCCAAGGCCUUUGCAUCUCCAGUUCAAAAUCCAGAAAACCAUUGCUUCUGCACAGACCCAGAGAUCUCAAAUAAUUGUACAUAUUAUGGUUUGCUAGACAUUAGCAAGUGCAAAGAAGGAAAACCUGUGAUCAUUUCACUUCCUCAUUUCCUACAUGCCUCUCCUGAAAUUAGAGAAACUAUUGAAGGCUUACAUCCAGAUGAAGAAGAACACAGCACAUUCUUAGAUGUUGAACCUAUAACUGGAUUCACUUUACAAUUUGCAAAACGGCUGCAAGUCAACAUAUUGGUCAAGCAAUCAAAAAAAAUUGAUGUUUUAAAGCGCCUGACUAGGAGCUACAUUGUGCCUAUUCUUUGGCUUAAUGAGACGGGUACCAUUGGCGAUGAGAAGGCAGACAUGUUUAAAAGCCAAGUGACUGGAAAAAUAAAGCUCCUUGGCGUCGUAGAAAUGACCUUACUCGGUGUUGGUGUGGUGCUGUUUGUUGCAUUUAUGAUCUCAUAUUGUGCAUGCAAAUCUAUGAGAACAAAAUAAACAGCAAAUGAAUUUUUACAUUUAUGUACCAGCAACAUCAAGACCUUUGUGAAUACUGACCUACAAAUGAAGAUUUAAUACGCUUUAUUUUUUCAAAACAUACCUAAUCUUAUAGUUGAUGAAGUGGUGGCACCAUUCAUUUUUGCAAUAAGCAGCAAUACAAUUCUAACGAUUAUUAAGAUGUCAUUAAAAUCCGUAAUCUGAACAAGUAACCAGCACCUUUUAAAAUUCAUCUUGUGCACAGUUUCUACGGACCAGGUUCUAGCAGGGACAAAUUAUUUUUAUUUGGUGCCUAUUCACUAAUUGAUUCCCUGGUGACAAAAUCAGCAGAGGAGUGGACAUUUUUAACAAAUUCUGGACCCUGAACUCUUCUCUUUCUCAUCAAGGGAAAACAGCAUCAUUCUCGGCCGUGUCCCUGUUCCGUUGCAACAGACCCCAGGACUAUCAGUACAUUGCAUUUUCAUGAGCAUCAUUAUUUUGAAAGACAUUUAAGAAUGGAAAAUAAAUGAUUAGCCUGUGCGUUAUUUAUUAUAUGUUACCUAAAUCUCCUUCUCUCUGGGAUUCUUUGCAUAGCAACAGCAGGCAUUAUAAUUAUGGUCUGACUUUAUAACAAUAUGGGCUUGUAUUUUUAACACUGAUGAUGCAGACGGGAGUCAUUGGUAGCACAUUUUGGCUCUCCAUGUUAAGGUCUUUGUAAUUUUCCACAUCCUGCAGCUCUUCUGGAAAUCUGAGUUGAUUAUGAUCUUUCUACUCAGUUACAUACAACUUAUGCUUCAUGACUUCAGAAUGCUGUCCUAGUAUGAACAUAUGUAAAUGAGAAUAAAGGAAUUAAUGUAUGAAUGAUGACAAAGAAGAGAAUGCAUUAAUAGCUAUUUGUUGUAAUCAUUUUUGCUUUCAUUGUCACCUCAGACAGAAUGAUUUCAACCAUUAAAAGUUCUUACUUAAACUCCU